Molecule: messenger RNA, 1539 nt
Organism: Mycena indigotica
Lineage: Eukaryota; Fungi; Basidiomycota; Agaricomycetes; Agaricales; Mycenaceae
Exons: 3
Coding region: 7-1539 (510 amino acids)
Molecular function (GO): protein binding
Source: RefSeq, a predicted model, not a curated record
GCAACCAUGAUACCGCUCGAAUUCCUCUGGAGGUUUUGGUCAAGAUUAUGGUUAUGGAAGGGCAUAAAUCCCCCAAUAUCCUUGGUUUCACUUCCGACAGACAUCUUGGCCGUCAUUUUUGAUUACCUCGAAGUUGGGGAAACACGCAUUGAAUCUCCACACAUCAAUUUGCUGUCGUUGUCGCUCACUUGCCGCAAGCUACGUGUCGCUAUACUACCACGCGUCUUUCGCAAGAUAUGUAGCCAUAGUGCAAGCUGCGAAUCAGUGUGGCCGAAGUCACUCUGGCCGUUCUUCCGUACCCUCCGUCUGCGGGAUGAAGAUACCCGAACUCCUGUGCUCUCGCCUGAACUGCUUGACGUCUUGUCCGCGUUGCCUGCGGUGACAAAGAUUGUCUUGUCCACGGAGUCGGUUAUACCCACAGAUUUUUUCUCGGCGGUAGCUGGGCUUGGGACGCUACAAGUUCUGGAACUGCGGCAACUCAGACUAGACGGAGAAACACCUUCUAUGCCUCUGCCUUUUCCAUCUCUCACGAACCUGAUUCUUUCCAUCGUUGGACCAAGAGGCGCCACCCGAGUUUCCGGCAUCGACGUGGACUGCGAAAAACAAAAUGUCGCUUCCUUACUGAAGAAUCUGGCACCCCGUCUUGAGAGGCUAACUAUUUCUGGAGACCUACUGUCACCCUCAAUAUGCGACACCUUAUGGCCAAAACUACGCGAACUCGUCGUUACGGAGCACACUCCGAUUCCCUACAUCGCGACUCACCGACUUUUGGCACACAUGCCGGCGCUGCAUUCACUCUCACUGCUAUAUACAGCUGACGUAUCUCGCGACAAAACUGUUGGGUUACACCCACCUUUGACAUUGGGUACAUCGCAUGACAUGCUCACCACCUAUUCGCCGCACUUGACUGCCGUCACACUAAGCAACACAAGCCUACAUGACCCCAUCUUCGACCAGUUACCAUUAACACUCGAUUCACUGAGCAUUUUGCCUAUGUGGGACCUGCACGGUCACUUGGCAUAUCCCGGCGGGCUCGGCGAGGUCAGAUUCUUUAGAGAUCGGGCAUCAGAGCUUCUGCGACGUCUUGUCCGAUUCAACUACCUCACGGAAUUCACCUUCGUGGCUAUGGUCGUCAACCCUAAACCGGCAUUCGUCGACCUAAUUGCAACAUCGUUUCCCUUACUACAAACUUUGCACCUUGGGCAACGCGUCUUCCGCGAAUUCGACACUUAUCUGAUCGAGAUGAACGAUAGUCAUUUUAUAGCCUCGCUUGGCAAUCUCCCAGCCUUGCGACACCUCAAAUUCUCUCUUGAUAUCUACUACCCGGCGGCAGAUCGCGGAGCUCCAGCAACCGCUGCAUGGCUGCUUCUUAAGCAGCUUCCAAACUUGCAGACGGUAUCUUACCGAUGGAGACACUAUAGUAUAUCGCCGCGCAGCGGCAUUUGGUAUUCGUGGGAUCGCAGCAUUUUACUACAGCCAAUACCGCCUCAACUACCGCUCAAGCUUCCUAGAAGGGACGACAUCGCAAUAAGGACUUAA